Messenger RNA from Anopheles bellator, 1554 nucleotides. Its product is annotated as protein zerknuellt 1-like. Lineage: Eukaryota; Metazoa; Arthropoda; Insecta; Diptera; Culicidae. Gene Ontology annotation, cellular component: nucleus. Bases 1 to 1554 code for a protein of 517 amino acids. The record is from RefSeq and is a predicted model, not a curated record. Gene Ontology annotation, biological process: regulation of transcription by RNA polymerase II. The transcript is spliced from 2 exons. Gene Ontology annotation, molecular function: RNA polymerase II cis-regulatory region sequence-specific DNA binding; DNA-binding transcription factor activity, RNA polymerase II-specific.
AUGUUGUCAGCGAUCGGUGAAUUUUUCGGGCUUCCCGGAGUGAGUGACUUUGGUGACUUCGGUGACGCCAACAUGACGAGCGCAGCGGAGCUUGACAUGGCGAGCAAGCUGGGCGACGACUGCAAGUACUGGUCCAGCGAGUUGGCCAACAUUCCGUACAUCGAUCGCAGCACGUCCGGGUCGCUGCUCGAGCUGGACGAUGUUCCGCCGUCGUACGAGGAGUUCUAUUCGGCCAAGUUCACCCCGUCACCGGUGCAGGCGGUGGAUUUAUCGAGACUCGUCGCUACCUCAGCACCCAUCCAAAGUCACCCGACUGCCGCGGAAGCAUCGUGGCUGCGGACUGCCAACACCUCGGCGACGGUUCUGCAGCAGCCGUAUCCGAACGAGCUCGUCCUCGGAUCGCCAUCAUCCGGCGGCGGGUGUGACCAAACGUCCGCUGGCACCGGAUACGCAUCCACGACGAAACGCCAGCGUACAGCGUUCACCAGCUCGCAGCUUGUGCAGCUAGAGAAGGAGUUCCACUCGAACAGGUACCUGUGCCGGCCACGGCGCAUCGAGCUGACGCGCAAGCUGGCCCUUACCGAGCGCCAGAUUAAAAUCUGGUUCCAGAACCGGCGCAUGAAGCACAAGAAGGAGAGUUCCAGCGUGAAAGACGUCAGCCGGGCGAAGGGCUCGUGCCACUGUGCGGACGGCGAACCGUCGCUGUCCCCGAAGCUGUCCCCGAUGUCGCACUCUGCCGUGGCCGAAGAGGAUCGUAAUGGCCACCAGAGCAUCGUCAACCGGCUGAUGGCCCACUCGACGUACGCUCCGAAGCCGCCCGUCCAGACGUUCGCUAGUUUCGAUCAAGUGAACCUCAGCGCCAAGCCGGCGUUCCUUGGCCGGGGAAUGCUGUUCGGGAGCGACCCGCAACCUGCCCAGGGCGCACUGUUCGAGGAGUCUGCCCGAGAGGUGCUGCUCGGGCAGUCCGAUUUAAUCCUUUCCGGAGCCGACACCGGGACCGACGCGGAACUGAAGGACCUGGAAAGCUACACGUUCUUCCCUUCCAUCAUCCAGGCGCUCGAUUCCGGGAUGCUUCCGCUCCCAGGCUCGAACGCGGCGACACCGAUUGAUGAAUCACUCAAGGAACACUCCCAGAUGUCCAUGAUACUGUUGCCGGGGCCGACGGCAUCUUUCGGCGCCCCUGACGACGUCAAGCCUUUCGACGAAGCGUUCCCUCUACUGGCACCGGCCGGCCCUAAUCAGUGCCCGGAGCCAGGGGCAGCUGUUCCGGCCGCCGAUGGCAGCGGCAUCGUCAGUGUCAGUGCGGCACCAUCUGUCACUAUUCAGUGGGGCAACGCUGGCCACCAAAAGCAUGACCACCAACUCCACCACCGGCCCGCCACUGGGUAUUCGGCCAACAAAACCAACAACAAUGGCACCAAUAGCAGCGUCAUCUCAACCACUCCAGCCCAUCAGCAGCACCUUCCGUCAUCAAUUAAACAGCACGGGAACGUCGCCACUAAAAUACUGUGCGGCGCAGCGAACGGCGGUGGCGAAGUGUUCCUGGAUCUGUAG